AAUGCGAAAAAGAUAAUUUAUACCAAUGUCAAAAGAACAAGUUAGCCAACCCGGUCAAAAACAUUUCUCCAAGACGAAGGACAUUUUUGAAUUACUCACAAAUUUCAUCAUCUUAAAUAAUUCUUAUUACCAAGCGUAGAGUAGAUUUUUUUUCAAGUUAAUCCCUCCUUAAUCAUAAUUUAAUCAGACAAACCCAGGUCCACUCGAAAACGAAAGAACCCAAAAAAUCUAAUCAAUUUUCUACCCAUCAAAUUACCCUCAUAAACCUCACAUUUAAUGCACCAUUUCAGUUACCUUUUUUGAUCCGUUAUUGAAAUCUUAAAACCCCUCUUGUGAUUUGUAAUUCCACCCUCUUCUUUUUCAAUUUUAUCAUCUGGGAUUAAUUAAUUUACAGGAAAAAGAUGGGGUUAAUUUCUGGAAUGAUGUUGGGUAUGAUAGUUGGGAUAGCGUUGAUGGCUGGUUGGCAUCGUAUGAUGCAACAUCGAACACAUAAACGUACCUCAAAGGCUGCUGAUAUAAAGGUUCUUGCUUCUCUUGGCAGAGAUGAGCUGAAGAAAAUUUGUGGUGACAGUUUCCCAGAGUGGAUAUCCUUUCCUGUAUUUGAGCAGGUAAAAUGGUUGAAUAAAGAGUUGAACAAGUUGUGGCCUUAUAUAGCUGAUGCAGCAGAGCUGAUAAUAAGGGAGUCUGUUGAACCUCUUUUAGAAGAAUAUCGGCCUCCUGGAAUUACUUCGAUGAAAUUCACUAAACUCACUCUUGGCACAGUUGCCCCUAAAAUAGAAGGUAUUCGUGUCCAAAGCCUCCAGAAAAGUCAAAUAAUUAUGGAUAUUGAUCUCCGAUGGGGAGGUGACCCAAAUAUCAUCAUUGGUGUUGAAGCUGCUAUGGUUGCAUCAAUUCCCAUUCAGUUCAAAGAUCUACAAGUCUUCACAGUUGUCCGUGUCAUAUUCCAAUUGGCAGAAGAAAUCCCAUGCAUUUCUGCUGUUGUUGUUGCACUACUUUCAAAUCCCAAGCCUCGAAUUGAUUAUACAUUGAAAGCGGUAGGUGGAAGCCUCACAGCUCUACCUGGUAUUUCUGACAUGAUUGAUGAUACUGUGGACACAAUUGUGAAGGAUACACUUGAAUGGCCUCAUAGGAUUGUUGUUCCAAUUGGUGGUAUUCCAGUGGACCUAACCGAGUUGGAGCUGAAACCCCAAGGCAAAUUGACAGUGACAGUUGUGAAAGCAAGUGACUUGAAAAACAAGGAGUUGAUUGGAAAGUCAGAUCCUUAUGCAGUCAUUCAUGUCCGUCCGCUUUUCAAGGUGAAGACAAAAGUUGUUGAAGACAAUCUUAAUCCAGUUUGGAAUGAAACUUUUGAAUUGAUUGCUGAGGACAAAGAGACACAGUCGCUUAUCAUUGAGGUCUUUGACAAGGAUAUUGGGCAGGACAAGAAACUUGGCAUGACAAAACUGCCUCUACUUGAUCUGGUACCUGAUACUCCUAAAGAAGUUGAGCUCAGAUUGACACCGUCACUUGAUAUGACUAAGGUUAAGGAUAAGAAAGACAGGGGAACUAUAACACUCAAGGUGAUGUAUCAUGCAUUCAACAAAGAAGAGCAGUUAGUUGCUAUGGAAGAGGAAAAAAGGUGUGCUGAAGAGAAAAAGAAGAUGAAGGAAGCGGGUCUGAUAGGAAGCACCGUGGAUGCACUUGAUGGAGCCGCAUCACUGGUUGGAUCCGGGGUCGGAAUGGUGGGAAGCGGUGCGGUUGCUGGUGUUGGACUUGUGGGUUCAGGUCUUGGAGCCGUGAGUAGUGGGCUAAGCAAAGCUGGAAGAUUCAUGGGAAGGACGAUUACAGGACAUUCUGCCAGCCGAAGGAGUGGCUCAAGUACUCCUGUCAACCAGGAAAAUGGUAGCAUGAAAACCCAGUAGUUCUUUGUAGAGAAGGCGAAUUUGUCCAGAAUGUUCUUUUAGCCUCUUGCAUUUUUUUUUUGUGAUUAUGUUUUUUCUUAAAUCAUUAUAGGAAUUCUUGAAUUUGUUGCACAGUGAGUUUGUUCUUCAAUCAUAAUCUUAAUAAUCCAGAAAAAAAAAAAAACAAUAUCCUAUUAUACCAUCA
Molecule: messenger RNA, 2085 nt
Organism: Amaranthus tricolor (Joseph's coat)
Lineage: Eukaryota; Viridiplantae; Streptophyta; Magnoliopsida; Caryophyllales; Amaranthaceae
Product: calcium-dependent lipid-binding protein
Exons: 12
Coding region: 402-1901 (499 amino acids)
Cellular component (GO): endoplasmic reticulum
Molecular function (GO): lipid binding
Source: RefSeq, a predicted model, not a curated record